This is a messenger RNA of Vigna angularis (adzuki bean), 1524 nucleotides long. RefSeq names its product protein C2-DOMAIN ABA-RELATED 11. Lineage: Eukaryota; Viridiplantae; Streptophyta; Magnoliopsida; Fabales; Fabaceae. The coding region runs from base 816 to 1313 and encodes 165 amino acids. The record is from RefSeq and is a predicted model, not a curated record. The transcript is spliced from 3 exons.
AAUCAAACACAUUUUUAAUUUAGUACGAUUUAUUUUAUUUUAUAAUGAUUAAUUUUGGCAUGCUUUUGAGGAGUAAGUCGUGAGAUUUAAAGUGAAGAGACCAAUGAAAAUCAUGAAACACUCUUCAAGUGAUAUUAUUUCGCCUGUUGUGAUUUGAGAAACGUUCAAUUUAACAUUUCUUAUUUUAACAUUUCUUCUAAAAUAAAAGGUGUUUCGAUGGCCAAAAUUAAUGGAAGGAAAUUUAUAAAAAAAUGUGAAGAGGAUUUCAUUAUUGGAUUUAUGUGGUCAAACAUGGAUAGGAAGUAAGAUGCUUAAAUCAGUUCGUAGACAUAAUGUCUUGGCUUUACCAACCUCCUAUAAUAGCUGGUCUGAAAAUUAAACUCUUCGAAACAAGAAUAGUCACAAUUUGUUGAUUAUUAAAGAUUUCUGAAUAUGAAUGGUAAAAAGCAACAAGAAAAGGAAAUCUGUCAGAUUCGGCGAGCAUACAUUUGUUCAAACUACCAUCAAGUCUGGUCAACGGUCAAUCCUACGAAAACAUUUGACCGGCACCUGGCGUUUUGUAUUGUUGUGGCUUCGUAUUGUUACUUGCAGCAGUGGGUGGACGAGGACAUUCCUCUGGCAUUAAAUUUGAGUGAGACGAACAGCAACAAAUCUCAAACUUUCUUUCGUAUAGUUUAAGUUUAUGUUAUUGUUGGGUAGGCAUGCUGAUUUAGUUUAAUUUGUUGCUUUUCUGAAUUCUCAAUCUCAGUUCACUGCAUGGUUUUGUUGUUGUGGUGGGAUUGAUUAAUAUAUAUUAAUCAUUUUUUUAGGAGUAAAUGGAUGAACAAUUGAGGUUGCUAAAAGUCAUUGUUGUGCAAGGGAAAAGAUUAGUGAUCCGGGAUUUCAAGAGCAGUGACCCUUAUGUUGUUGUCAAGCUGGGGAAUCAGACAGCAAAGACCAGGGUCAUCCAUUGUUCCUUGAAUCCUGUCUGGAAUGAAGAGCUGAGUUUCACUCUGACUGAACCUUUCGGACUUCUGAAUUUGGAAGUGUUUGACAAAGAUUUUCUGAAGGCUGAUGACAAGAUGGGGAGUAGUUAUCUGAAUCUUCAACCAUUGAUGUCUGCAUCUAGAUUAAGAGAUAUUUUAAAGGUGUCAUCUGCCUCUGGUGAGACAACAUUGAGGAAGGUGACACCAGACAGUGAAAAUUGUCUUGCCCGUGAAAGCAGUAUCAGUUGUGUUAAUGGUGAAGUGGUACAAAAUGUUUGGUUAAGGCUUCGUGGGGUUGAAUCUGGGGAGCUACAAUUGACUAUCAAGUUGAUCUCUUCCUCAAAUUAAUGUAUAUUGCAUCUUUCCUUACUCUUUUCAUUAUCUCUUCCUAUUCAAAUGAAAUUGCUUCCAUUCCCUUCUAUUCAUAGAUAUAUAAUAUUGCAGUUUAGCAUAGUUUAGCAGUUAGUUUUGAAACUACAUAUUCAAAUGAAAUUGUUUGCAUUCCCUUGUAUUGGAUCACAGAUUAGUGGAUGGAAAACUAGUUACUUUACCCUUCUUA